Physella acuta is the source of this 860-nucleotide messenger RNA. RefSeq lists its product as uncharacterized. NCBI's taxonomy places the organism in Eukaryota, Metazoa, Mollusca, Gastropoda, Physidae. The record is from RefSeq and is a predicted model, not a curated record.
ACUCCAAGAUGCUCUUAGUAACCGCUUCGUUUCUUCUCUUUAUUUGCUGCACAGCAUUGCUGGGUGCACAGGAUGCUCCAGACUCUGGUGAAGUCGAGGAUGACAAUGGGGGUAUCCAAAUACCCGAAGCAAUUUUUUAUGUAUUCGAUUUCUCCGACGAAUUUAACUAUACUACCUAUAUACUUUCCAAGCCACUGAUUUUCAACGCUGACUACAACAUAUCCCAGGACAUAUGCGGUCUAGUUUGGUCACGACUCGCUGCGAUAGACAACUCGGAGAACUUGAAAUUCGUUGCGUCAUUUCUCGACACGUUCCCGGAUGUCACGAAGGUAUACAUUGACGCGGAGAGAACCAAUAAGAAGUGGGUUGACGGAACGGGCGAGGAGGUUCUGUUUUUUGAUUGGGCAAAAGGGAGCCCCAAGCAAGAGAACUGCAUCGUUUUGACCAAAGCGACCGGGUGGAAAAUGGAGGAUUACUCGUGUACUUAUAAGGGAGGCGAUCCAAGGUUUUUGUGCGAGUAUUAUACAGGUACAAAUGGGACCAGUGAUGCGGAUUCGAACGUGUCUGAUUGAGCAAUAGAGUAAAAAAAAUAUAUUUAUAUACAUACAUAUAGGACAUAUUGCUGUAACUCCAUUUUUCGAACAAAAUUACUGCAUCUGUACACAGUUAUGUUUUAUAAUUUAAGUCUACUGAAGGAUCAUAGCACACAAAAAAAAAUAAUUCUGUCACCAUUAUUACAAAACAAUUUAAUGUCAUUAAGUAAGCCUACCAAGUAUAGGAAUGUUAAGGAAAGCAAAACUUUAAAGCGCCUUGUUGUGAACAUUUUUAAAAACUGGAGUUUAAGCAGUCUGAUUCUAUGG